UUUAACACGGCCGCCAAUCCCAUACAAAAUUCUAAUGAAAAAUACAGAAUCGAAAAGACACGGACCAACCGUUCAACAGAAAAGUAAAAAAUCGCAAAGAUUUGAGUCGACCAUUCGCGAGGUGAACAUCGUUAUUCCUCCGGAUGGUGGCUAUGCUUGGAUUAUUGUAAUUGCUGCAUUUAUGUGCAAUUUUGCAUUGGACGGCAUCGCUUUUUCGUUCAGUGUAGCCAUACUGCCCGGUCUGUCCAAAGCGCUAAACGUGCACCCAUCGAAAUUAACGGUUAUCAGUUCGGCUCAACUCGGAGUGUCCUACUUAGUCGGUCCGGUAGCUUGUGCAUUCAUAAAUCAUUAUGGAUUUCGUUCUCUUGCGGUUUGUGGAAGUUUGGUUGCUUUUGUCGGGAUAUUUGUUGCUUCUCAUAUGGAAUCAUUCCCGGCCAUUAUUACAUUGUAUGGAGUAAUCGUUGGUAUAGCAUUUGGGAUGUUGUAUACGGCAGCAACCAUUAGUGUUGGAUAUUAUUUUGAAAAAUAUCGAGCACUAGCAACUGGACUAGCAAGUUGUGGAUCAAGUUUCGGAGGUCUGUGUUUGUCACCACUAUUCGCUUACACAACGGCUACCAAGUCAUGGGACUUCACGAUAAAGGUACAAGCGUUUUUGAUGUUGGUUUGUCUGUUAUCCGCAUUUACUCUGAAACCGUUGAAGCCGACGACUAAAGUGCCCCUCACUCAAGAUUUAUUCAACGAAAUGGACACCAUUAACACCCCUUCUCGAGUGGAAUUCGUUGAACUAUACAAAACUGAUUCGAUGGUUUCCAUUGACCUUGAUGACAAAUCCGAAGAAAGCCGACAUUUUCCGCAAAUUUCCAUAAUAUCGUCGCGAUUCCUUCCCAUUUCUGAAGUGAAGAGAAAGAGACGUAAACGUUGUUUGUGGAUACGAGACUUAUGUUCGUCACAGUUAACUCACUCCACUGGAAAGCCUAAUGUCAUGUCAACUGGGCCCAUGGACCGGAAAGAUAUAUUUUAUGCUGCGAGUGUUGCACAUCUCCCGGAAUAUAAAAUGGCAAUGACAUCGGAGAACAGCGAGCUGAAUAGAAAACGAAUGGUCAGCUACCAUUUGUCGAUGGUACUCGAUCCUGAGAUGAUACUGCCAAUGGAAGCUUCAAAACAUUCAAAUGCCAUUGAAUUCCAUGACGAUACUAGUACAUGCUUUGGCGUCCCGCACAUCAUUCACAAAGUGUUGGGAAAUUUAUUUGAUAUUUCCUUGUUGAAGAGCACUGUCUUCUGUACACUGGCAUUGUCGUGCUUCUGCUAUGCACUUGGCUAUAUGACACCCUAUCUCUAUUUGCAGCAAAGAGGUGAAACCAACAACAUUCCGGCGGGUUACACAAAUUGGUUCAUUAGUUGGAUAUCAGUGGGCAAUGUGUUAGGCCGUUUUUCGUCCGGUGUAUUUGUCACACUAUUUUCCCAUUUCAAUGAAUGCUACUUGGUCGGAUGGGCAUCAAUUCUCGCAGGAAUUGUAACAAUCCUUUCAGCUUACAUAGGCACAGAUGCCGUUGCUGUGCAAAUCUGUUACUGCAUAGUGUUCGGAUUUACCAUUGCGUUCUUCGGUGCUCUGCGACCCGUUGUGUUUGUGAAGUUAUUGGGACUGAAGAAAUUAACCAACGCAUUUGGCCUCUCUGCACUGGUUCUAGGCAUAGGUGUAUUAUCCGGGACACCAAUUGUAACGGGAUUGUAUGAAAAGACUGGAUCGUUGCUGUGGACGUUCGUGCUGUCUGGGGGAUUGUUCAUUGCGAGUGGAGUGUUAACCAUUUUGGCUUUCCUCAUUGAUUUGUGGCAAAAACGAAAUAAUAAAAAAUAAUUUCCUUGUU
Molecule: messenger RNA, 1865 nt
Organism: Bradysia coprophila
Lineage: Eukaryota; Metazoa; Arthropoda; Insecta; Diptera; Sciaridae
Product: monocarboxylate transporter 14-like
Biological process (GO): transmembrane transport; monocarboxylic acid transport
Molecular function (GO): monocarboxylic acid transmembrane transporter activity
Source: RefSeq, a predicted model, not a curated record